This is a messenger RNA of Mobula hypostoma (lesser devil ray), 4954 nucleotides long. RefSeq names its product ubiquitin specific peptidase 47 (gene usp47). The record is from RefSeq and is a predicted model, not a curated record. Gene Ontology annotation, biological process: protein deubiquitination. The transcript is spliced from 30 exons. Bases 394 to 4575 code for a protein of 1393 amino acids. Gene Ontology annotation, cellular component: cytosol; nucleus. Lineage: Eukaryota; Metazoa; Chordata; Chondrichthyes; Myliobatiformes; Myliobatidae. Gene Ontology annotation, molecular function: cysteine-type deubiquitinase activity.
CGGGGCCGCAUUCGCCAUUUUGGUUGUUGCCCGGGCGCCUGGACCGAGUUUCUCGGAACUCUCGGGGUCGUUGGUCUGUUCGUCCGUCUGCUCUUUUACCCGGCUCCGCUCCCUGCUUCGGCCAGUUCACUGCGGCCCGACGAUGUCUCCUUCUUGAGAGGCCCGCUCGCUGCUCCAGCGCCCGGAUUGUCGUUUCCCCCUCCCCACCGCCCACCCACUCCCGAGACAUGGUGCCCAAUGAGGAGAACCGGCUGUUACCCCGGGAGGUUCAGCAUUGAGGUGUGUCAAACCCAGGAGCCUGAUGGUUGAAGGGUAAUAACUGUUUUUAAACCUGGUCGUGUGGGUACUGAAGCUGCUGUAUCCCCUCCCUGAUGGCAGCAGUGAGAAGACACGAUGGCGUGGAUGGUGGGGGUCCUUGAGGAUGGAUAUUGCUUUCUUAUGGCAGUGCUGCUGGUAUAUGGGAUGUUUUGGAGUUGCAGACAAAGUAUCUUUGAGGAAAUGAAGAAGAAAUUCUCUCAGUCAGAGACGGCGGCAGAUGAACCACGGGUACUCUGUAUUAUUCAGGACACCACAAAUGCUAAGUCGGUCACUCAGCGGAUCACUCUCAACCUCCCUGCAUCAACUCUCGUCAAGCAGCUGUUUGAGGACGUCUCAGCUAAAGCAGGCUACGUCAAUGGCACCUUCGAGCUGGUCUGGAGCAACGGUCUUAACAAUCCUGACCAGAGCCCUCUGGAUUACGCCAGUGAAAAAUCUCUUACUGAUUCGGGAUUUGAAGCAGGAAAGAAAAACUUCCUUCACCUUACAGAUAAGGAUGGAGAGCAGCCCCAGUUUGCAUCGGAUGAGUCUGGCACGGCAGAAAGCAGUGGGCAUGACCUCAGUACUCAGGAAAGGAUUAUUGGUCCUCAACUGAGGGAGAACUCCGUCGGUUGUGGAGAUUACAGUAAUCACAGCUACUCGUAUUCUCCCAUCUUGGGAAAGUCUGAAACUGGAUAUGUGGGAUUGGUGAAUCAAGCUAUGACCUGCUACCUGAACAGCUUGCUGCAGACGCUUUUUAUGACUCCUGAGUUUAGGAAUGCACUCUACAGGUGGGAGUUUGAAGGUGAGGAAGAUCCGGUCACCAGCAUUCCAUACCAACUCCAAAGGCUCUUUGUUUUGUUACAAACGAGUAAGAAGAGAGCGGUGGAAACGACAGAUGUGACGCGCAGCUUUGGCUGGGAUAGCAGCGAAGCCUGGCAGCAGCAUGACGUUCAGGAACUGUGCCGAGUCAUGUUUGAUGCACUCGAACAAAAAUGGAAGCAAACAGAACAGGCUGACCUCAUUAACCAGCUCUACCAAGGGAAGUUAAAGGACUACGUGAAGUGUCUGGAGUGUGGCUAUGAGAGCUGGAGAAUUGAUACGUACCUCGACAUCCCACUGGUGAUCAGGCCCUAUGGUUCCAACCUUGCAUUUAAUAGUGUGGAAGAAGCUUUGCAAGCGUUUGUCCAGCCUGAGACCCUGGAUGGCCCCAACCAAUACUUCUGUGAGCGCUGUAAGAAAAAAUGUGAUGCCCGCAAGGGAUUGAAGUUCCUUCAUUUCCCGUAUCUACUGACACUGCAGCUGAAGCGGUUUGAUUUUGACUACACCACCAUGCACAGAAUAAAGCUGAACGAUCGGAUGACGUUUCCAGCUGAGUUGGACAUGAGUCCUUUCAUAGACUUUGAAGAAGAAAAAUCUCCUCAGACUGAGAGCUGCACAGAUAGUGGUGCUGAAAAUGAAGGGAGUUGUCACAGUGAUCAGUUGAGCAAUGACUUCUCCAACGACGAUGUUGUGGACGAAGGCAUCUGCCUGGACAAUAGCGGCACUAGCGAUAAAACUUCAAAAGCAGGCAACGAAAAGAGUGGCUGGAUUUAUGAACUCUUCUCGGUGAUGGUUCAUUCGGGCAGUGCUGCAGGUGGACAUUACUACGCCUGUAUUAAAUCAUUCAGUGACGGGCAAUGGUACAGUUUCAACGAUCAGCAUGUGAGCAGGAUCACUCAGGAUGAUAUCAGGAAAACGUAUGGUGGCUCUGCAGUGACCAGAGGUUACUACUCAAGCGCCCUUGCUAGCUCGACCAAUGCGUACAUGUUAAUUUACAGACAAAAGGAGUCCACAAGGAAUGCAAAGUUCUUGGAAGUGCAUGACUUUCCAAAGCACAUUGAACAUCUGGUCCAGAAGGAGAAAGAAUCAGAAGAACAAGAAAAAAGGCAGAAGGAAAUUGAACGCAACACUUGCAAGAUUAAGCUAUUUUGCAUGCACCCCGUGCGGCAGGUAAUGAUGGAGAACAAACUGGAGGUCCACAAAGACAAAUCGUUACGGGAGGCUGUGGAGAUUGCAUGCAAGCUUAUGGGCCUAAAAGAUGUACUUCCGUUGGAUUGCUGCCGGCUGGUCAAGUACGAUGAGUUCCAUGAUUACUUGGAGCGUUCAUACGAGGGUGAGGAGGAUACUCCUAUGGGCCUACUCCUGGGCGGAGUCAAGUCCUCUUAUAUGUUUGACUUGCUGCUGGAAACGAAGCAACCUGAUCAGAUUUUCCAACCGUACAAGUCAGGAGAAGUGAUGGUGAAGGUGCACGUGGUUGACCUGAAGACAGAAACGCUGGCUCCGCCCAUCAGUGUUCGGGCCUAUCUUAACCAAACAGUGGCCGAGUUCAAACAGAUCAUUUCCCAGGCGACAGGACUCUCUGCUGAACACAUGCGCAUUGUCCUGGAGCGCUGUUGCAAUGAUCUGCGGCUGCUUCAUGUACUCAGCAAGACACUGAAGGCUGAAGGAUUCUUCCGCAGUAAUAAGGUAUUUGUUGAAAGCUCGGACGCGCAGGAUAAUCAGGUGCCAUUCACUGAAUCGCAUCUCUGGCAUCUGCUGGACCAGCACUCCAACACCAUUCGGUUGUACGUUUCAUUACCAGAGCAGUCACCAGGCUCCCAGGGACUGAGGUACCUGCAUCAGAAAGCAGCAGGGGAUCCCGCCAGCCAGGAGGACAGCUGUGAGUCUACAAGGGGGUCCUCACGCAGGAAGCCAGUGGAGGCAAUUUUGGAGGAGAGCACAGAGAGACUGAGAAACCUUUCACUGUUGCAGCACCAGCAGCAGUCUUCCUGCAGUUUGGGAGGGAAUGGCGAUGGGCCGAGAAGCGCUGAAGGCAGUGACUUUGAAACAAUUGAGUCCCCAUCUCAACAUCUUAAAUUGUCGGUGUCUGUGGACAACAGAGAACUGGAGAACCGGAUUCCCUCGUGUGACGCUGAGGCACCAUUGCAGUCAGAGGAGCGGUCGGACUCCGAUGUAAACAAUGACAGGAGCACCAGCUCUGUGGACAGUGACAUCCUCAGCUCUAGCCACAGUAGUGACACUCUGUGCAACGCCGACACCGUCCCCAUGUCCCUAACCAACGGCUUGGACUCCCACAGCAUCACAUACAGCCGGCGCUCAAAGGCCAGCGAAGGGAAGAAGGAAACAUGGGACACAGCAGAAGAGGAUUCGGGGACGGAUAGCGAGUACGAUGAGAACGGAAAGGGCAGAGGACUUGCGCGGAAUAUUUACUUCAAAGCAGAACAGUGCGCAUCAGAGGAUGGAUCAGGUGAUGGACAGAGAAAUUUGUUGGUGUUUGUUGAUAAACGCAUCACCCUGGCUGCAUUCAAGCAGCAGUUGGAGCCUUAUAUCGGAGUUCCAUCGUCCCAGUUUAAGAUCUUCCGAGUCUAUGCUAACAGCCAGGAGUUUGAGAGUGUUCGAUUAAAUGAAACUCUUUCAUCGUUCUCUGAUGACAAUAAGAUAACCAUUCGACUUGGGAGAGCUCUGCGGAAAGGAGAAUAUCGUGUUAAAGUGUACCAGCUGCUGGUGAAUGAUCCAGAGCCUUGUAAAUUUCUCCUCGAUGCUGUGUUUGCUAAAGGCAUGACAGUGCGUCAAUCAAAGGAGGAACUUCUGCCGCAGCUGAGAGAGCAGUGUGGCCUCGAUCUCAGCAUCGACAGGUUUAGGCUCAGGAAAAAGACUUGGAAGAACCCUGGAACAAUCUUUCUAGACUACCACGUCUACGAGAAUGACAUUAACAUCUCGAGCAACUGGGAGGUUUUCCUCGAGGCACUUAAUGAACCUGAGAAGAUGAAGUCCCUGUCCCAGCUGGCAGUGUUGACCAGACAAUGGAGGCCGUCACAGAUGAAGCUGGACUCGUUCCAGGAGGUUGUCCUGGAGAGCAGCAGUGUGGAAGAACUGAAGGAGAAGUUACACGCAAUAAGUGAAAUUCCCAUUGAGAACAUCGAAUUUGCUAAGGGCAGGGGGACGUUUCCCUGUGAUAUUUCGGUGUUGGAAAUACAUCAAGAUUUAGACUGGAAUCCGAAAGUUACAACUCUGAACGUCUGGCCACUGUACAUCUGUGACGAUGGAGCAGUCAUCUACUACAGGGACAGGACUGAGGCGCUGAUGGACAUGACUGAGGAACAGCGCAGUGGCCUGUUGAAGAAGGAGAGCAGCCGUCUGCAGAAAUCGGGCCACAGGGUGAACUACUCUCCCCGCAAGGAGAAGGCACUGAAAAUCUACCUGGAUAGCGGCCCCAGCAAGGACUCCAGCCAAGAAUGAGACCUGGCCUGGUUCACUGUAGCUCAGCUCUCUGCUUGAUGGAAACAGAACCGAUUCACCACUGCUGUGGCUGCCCCCAUUCACCAUUAGGUCUACCUAAUGACACCAGCACUGAUUGGCUAUUUUUGCCCACCAAUCGGAAACCGAGUGGGGACAACCAACUCCAAAUCAUGUCGUGCACUAUCAUAUAUCAUCCUGUCAAGGAAGUGCAAACAGUGAGGGAAAAUUAGGGUAUAAUGUGGGCUCUGCACAUACUCAAUGGAAAAGCUAGACCCCCUUCACAUACGGGAUUCUGUAGCUGAAUAAAGGCUGUGCACAGUCCAAAGAAUUUGUCAUUUAUUUUCAGCACGUAUCUCAUCGGUGAAUUUUAAAAUAAGGC